Sus scrofa (pig) is the source of this 963-nucleotide messenger RNA. RefSeq names its product olfactory receptor 56B2-like. Gene Ontology annotation, biological process: G protein-coupled receptor signaling pathway. Gene Ontology annotation, cellular component: plasma membrane. The record is from RefSeq and is a predicted model, not a curated record. Gene Ontology annotation, molecular function: olfactory receptor activity; G protein-coupled receptor activity. Lineage: Eukaryota; Metazoa; Chordata; Mammalia; Artiodactyla; Suidae.
AAGAUGUUCCAGGAGCUCAGCGGUGCCAACAGCUCGAAGGGCCAGGUCUCUGAGUUCGUUCUGAUGGGUUUCCCAGGCAUUCACACCUGGCAGCACUGGCUCUCUCUGCCCCUGGCGUGGCUCUACCUCUUAGCUCUCAGUGCCAACAUCCUUAUCCUGAUCAUCAUCAAUCACGAGGCAACCCUGCACCAGCCCAUGUACCACUUCCUGGGCAUCCUGGCGGUGGUAGACAUGGGCCUGGCCACCACCAUCAUGCCCAAGAUUUUGGCCAUCUUGUGGUUUGAUGCCAAGGCCAUCAGUCUCCCUGAGUGCUUUCUGCAGAUGUAUGUCAUCCAUUGCUUUCUAGGCAUGGAGUCGGGCGUCUUUGUCUGCAUGGCUAUGGAUAGAUAUGUAGCCAUUUGUCGACCACUACACUAUACAUCCAUAGUUACACGGUCUUUUGUGGCCAAAGCCAUGGUGUUCAUGGCACUGAGAAACUGCUUACUUACCAUCCCAGUGCCUGUGUUGGCUGCCCAGAGACAAUACUGCUCCAGAAACGAAAUUGAGCACUGUCUGUGCUCGAAUCAUGGAGUCACCAGCCUCGCCUGUGAUGACAGGACCAUCAGCAGCAUGUACCAGCUCCUUCUGGCUUGGACAUUCAUGGGAAGUGACUUGGCUUUGAUUAUGUUGUCAUAUGCUUUGAUACUUCAUUCUGUGCUGAAGCUGAACUCAGCCGAAGCUGCAUCCAAGGCCCUAAGCACCUGCACGUCCCACCUCAUCUUAAUCCUGUUCUUCUACACGGCCAUCAUUGUCCUCUCAGUCACCCACAGUGCAGCAAUGACGGUUCCCCUCAUCCCAGUCCUACUCAAUGUGCUCCACAAUGUCAUUCCUCCUGCCCUCAACCCCGUGGUCUAUGCACUCAAGAACAAGGAGCUCAGACACGGCUUGUAUAAGGUUCUUAAGCUGAAAGUCAAGGACAACUAG